This is a messenger RNA of Strongylocentrotus purpuratus (purple sea urchin), 2145 nucleotides long. Its product is annotated as aquaporin-8-like. NCBI's taxonomy places the organism in Eukaryota, Metazoa, Echinodermata, Echinoidea, Camarodonta, Strongylocentrotidae. Gene Ontology annotation, cellular component: plasma membrane. Gene Ontology annotation, biological process: transmembrane transport. The transcript is spliced from 5 exons. The record is from RefSeq and is a predicted model, not a curated record. Gene Ontology annotation, molecular function: water channel activity. Bases 253 to 1044 code for a protein of 263 amino acids.
UGUGUGCGUCCGUGCAAAAUACCAGGGUGUUGCCGUUAUAACAUCUGCAAGACAACUUGCUCGUUUUUGUAAGGUUUACUUUACCGCCAUUUUUGUCUUCACGCGUCGCAUAUCUUGGGAGUAAUACCUGAGACAAGCGAAUUAUACCUGUUGGUGAAUACACUAAGAUAAAUUGGUGACUUUGGUGCUGCUACCUGAACCUCCUAUUUGGAACAUAUAUAGUGAUACAUUUCAGGUGGAAAUAUAACAAAAAUGGCGCGCAGAAAAGACGACAAAAUUUCGAUCGAUGCCAGCGACAUCGUCGAGCUGUCGAAGGCGACAUCGGUCUUUGAGAAGUUCAUUCAGUCGACUUUCGCUGAGUUCAUUGGAACCAUGGUAUAUACCUUCAUCGCAUGUAUGGCAGUAACGACCAUGGAUGUUACCUCGAUUGCACUUGCAGAAGGGCUGGGAAUUGCCUUCCUCUGUUCAGCUUUCUUGAACAUCAGUGGAGGCCUGUUCAAUCCCGGAUUAACCUUUGCUAUGGCUCUUUCUGGUGGUAUCAACGCAGUCGCCGCCAUCAUGUACUUCAUCUUCCAGAUCUUGGGGGCUCUGAUUGGAGCGGCUUUCAUCAAGGCGGUGGUCCUCAAUGAUUCCUACUACGACAUCAAGGGCGGCUGCAACCAGUACCGCGGCCUUGUACCUUACGACAAGUACGACGCCAACCGCCAGCUGGACAUGACAACGGGUACCGCUGUUGUCAUCGAGACCGUCCUCAGCACCAUGAUCUUUCUCGUCUACCUGAUGGCCAACCUUGAUACCAAGGGCCGCCAGAGCACCGGCCCACUCGCCUACGGAUUUGCCGUCCUCGUCAGCAUCAUUUGCGCGUACCACUCCAGCGGAGGCUCUUUCAACCCCGCUCGUAGCUUCGGACCUGCAGUCAUCUCGGGCUACUGGGCAGAGCACUACAUCUACUGGGCAGGACCUGCGCUUGGCGGACUUCUGGCUGGUCUCUUCUACAGGUUGAUUCUUGGAGAUCGUAAGAAGCGUUUCAUCCUCAAGCAUUAAGCCAGGACAAUGAGUCGACACGUUUUAGGAGUACUAUGAGAGUGAAACAUUCACUACAAAAUUCGAAUCUCUGAUUGCCAAAUCGAGUGAUUUUGUUCCUGUUUGAUAUUAGAAGUAAAUAUAACACUGACAAAUAUUCUCAUUUACGAAAAGCCCCUUGGACUAGUUUGUUUGUUUUCAUUAAUAUUUUCGGUAACUCAUGUAUCUUUAUAAAUAUACAAAACACAUCAGAGGUAUACAUCAGGAGUAUACAUAAUAUAUCAAAUUCAAGGAGCUUAGCUUCUGGCAAAUGAAUAUCACAUAUUAAUUAUUCAUACCUUACACCACAACCACUAUUAAUAAAAACCCUUUCGUUUCAUUUUCUUUGAGCCCUUUUAUUUGAAUAAGACGUUUUAAACUUGAACACAAUUAUUACGACAUAAAUUUGCCUUUCGUCGAGUUCAUCGAACAUUAAGAAUUUCAAUGACCUGUUCAAUUAAUGUCUUUCGAAGUUGUGCACUUGCUUAUUUUGAAAUCAUUUUCUGUAUAUAUUGACAUUCUUUUGUAGUUUUUUUUCCUUCUUUCUAAAACUUAUUGCUUCAGUUUUAGAAAAUAGCUAAGCUUUUUUGUAGUUAAAUCAUAUUUAAUUAUUAAUCAUACGCUUGUACACACAAAUUUUAAUUAAUAUGUAAUAGAUGCGAUUUGAAUAAAUUGCGUUAAGUUGGGAUUUUUUCAAAUAUAUUUUUAAAGAAUUGUCCUUACAAUACAAUUGUCGUGAUAAAAUCUCCCUUGUAGCGCGUUUACCUUGAUGCUUUUCUGUGCCCAUUUCCCCGUUGCUAUCGCUUAUUCUACAAUGUGUUAAAAUCUGCAAAAUACAUACAUUGAAAUACGCAAUCCAGCACUACGUUACAUGAAUUAGAAAAAUUAGAUUGAUUAAGCAUUAGCUAAUUAGUGAAUCAAACUUUUUUAAUCAAUCAAGUGCAAUUAAUUCAAAAAAUGUACAUAAAGAAGUAACAAAUUAUGAUUAGAAAGAAUUGAUAAUCAGAAUAAGAAAUAAAUGAUUGAAUAUGUACAGAUCUGAUUUUUACUGGUAAUAAACUUGCCACUUAGUUUGUAAACACA